UUCAGUCUUUCCAACCAAUAAAGAACGUUGGUUUCUUAUCAAAUCAGAUAUCAACUCAGAAUCACAAAAGAGCUUGAAAAAUGUCGGAAGAAACUUUGAAUUGGAACUGCGAAAUGGAAGUAAACUUAUUUCAUGCUCUUCGAAGCCACAAACCAGUUGGCGUAAAUAGACACUUUCACAUGGUCAGUAUUCAUGAAAAGUUAUCAAGUACUUACAAAAAGAUCACAGCAAAACAGAUAUGGGAUUACCUGAGUGAACUGUAUGACUUGAAUGCUCUGAAUGAGUCAGAGAUACUUCCAUUUCCAAACAAAGAGUUGGACUUCCAUCUGCCAGACACAGACUUUUCAGAGUUUAGAGAAAAAUCAUUUCCGCGUUUAAAUUUACCUAAACAAGAUGCAGAUAAACUUGAUGGGAAGGCUGAAAAAUCAGAAAAGCCUGAUAAACAUGAAAAACAAGAUAAAACAGAUAAACUUGAGAAGCACCAUGAAAAGCAUGAUAAACAUGAAAAACAGGAUAAGCACGAAAAACAGGAUAAACAUCAUGAAAAACAGGAUAAACAUCAUGAAAAACAGGAUAAACAUGAGAAAGGAUCAUCAAAGUCUUCGAAGUCAGAGAGUCGUAAUUCUACUGGAAUGCCAGUUAUGAAUACUCCAGACAACUCCCCAAAACGUAAACGAACUCGUCACACUCCAUCAUCAACAGCAAGUCCUGCCACACCAGAUGCCCCACCCCCAAAACGAAGAAGAUAACAAUGUGUGUGACAGUUACAUAUGUGUAAUCUUCACAGUGUGUUUACACAGAUUGACUUACAUUUUACAGAUACAUGGAGACGUGUUAAAACUAAUAUAGGCAUGGAUGUGCAGGCUGAUCUUGGUCAGCACUGGUCACAAAGACAAAACCACUUGCCACCAGCAGCUUUUUACAGAUUUUAUUAAACCACAAAUGGUCUGUUGGUCAAUACUGUACUUGCUUGGCAUGUUGUGCCAGUUUUAGGUUUUGUUUUUGAUGAAAAUAAUCAAGUUUAUCAAGUGGUAAAAGUGUAGUAUAUGACAUUAGUAAGUAGAAAAAGCAGUAAAUAUUACCUUACUUUAGUAAGUAGAAAAGAAAUGUACCUUUAGUUAAGGGUCUCUGUGGCUGUUACUGACAUGGAGUCACUUGCCCAUCCAGAUAUAUGUUAGAAACCUUGUGCAAGGUGUAUAUUUCUUCAUGUGGGUAAGCCAGCCCACUGAGUGCUACCCUUAUUUUAGGAUAUAGGAAGAGUACUACCCUUGCUUUAGUAAGUAGGAAAAGAACAUUGUCUUAACUUGAGCAGAUGAGAAGAGUUGUGCCUUUAUUUCAGUAAGUGAAAAAGAGUACUUCCUUAAGAACUGUUACAAGCGGGAAAAGCUUAUUACUUUAUUUUCAUUAGGGAAAACAGUUUUUCUUGAGUGGGGGGAAAAAAAGUACUACCUCAGCUUUAGUAAGUUAGAAAGGUACUUGGGGUAUUAACUGGCAUUGGAUUCUUGUGAAUAUUUCUGGAAAAUUUAUGCUGUCAUGUAUGACUGAUAAUAAAAUUUU
Mercenaria mercenaria is the source of this 1557-nucleotide messenger RNA. Its product is annotated as MRG/MORF4L-binding protein-like. The transcript has 4 exons. Bases 81 to 749 code for a protein of 222 amino acids. NCBI's taxonomy places the organism in Eukaryota, Metazoa, Mollusca, Bivalvia, Venerida, Veneridae. Gene Ontology annotation, biological process: regulation of transcription by RNA polymerase II. The record is from RefSeq and is a predicted model, not a curated record. Gene Ontology annotation, cellular component: nucleus; NuA4 histone acetyltransferase complex.